GACUACGUCGAGAGCAUUCGGGCUGAGGUCGACUUGUCCGAUGACCCGAUCUUGAGGCUUCCUGAAAUCAAGUCCCUGGCAUUUGCGGCCAAGCAGGCUGUCCUGGACGAGUUGGCGGAGGCGGUCCCAGUGUUACCCAUUCAAAAAAUCUCCUGGAUGCUGGCAACUCAGAGGGCCAUUACGAGAGGCGACCGUCGAGUCUUGCGCAAAGCUUGCCGUGGCUUCCCAGAGCUGCUCGAGUUUGUAGACAUUGAUGCAGCCCAGUAUAUCGACUUUGAUAAGUUUCACCAGCUGAUGAACCAGCUGAACUCGGAGCACGUGGAUGCGAUGCAGGGUGAAAACCUUGCCAGCGACGAGGCCCCUAGCAAGAAGCAG
Prorocentrum cordatum is the source of this 375-nucleotide messenger RNA. Lineage: Eukaryota; Dinophyceae; Prorocentrales; Prorocentraceae. The record is from the annotation of a GenBank genome assembly.